AUGUUUGAUUCAUUAAAAGUAAAGAAAGGAGGGACGGAGGAGGAAAGUGCACGCUUGAUAGCAGCAAGAUCAAUCCAAAUAGACGAUGAUGGAUUAGAGGACAAGUACAAGCUUGUGUAUUGGAUUUAUUUCAUCUAUGGUAUCGCCAUGUUGUUGCCAUGGAAUGUAUUUAUCACUGCAUCCGAAUACUUUGCAAGGCGAUUUGCAGAGACUCCAUAUGAAGAGAAGUUCCAAAAUUACUUUUCUACGUAUUUUACGAUAACAAAUCUGUUGACGUUUGUACUCAUUCUGUACAUGCAAAACAAGUCAGCAUAUCAUGUGGACUCUUUUAUAUCUAUUCUCAUUAAUACCAUCGUGUUUGGCACAUUAGCUAUAACAGUAGAAACUCAAAUAGAAGGACCAGUGUACUUUUGGUGUAUCAUGGCAUUGAUCGUGCUGACUGGUGCAACUACAAGUUUCUUUCAAAAUUCUGUAUUUAGUGAGGCGAGCCAAUUGCCACCCAUGUACAUGCAAGCAGUGUUAAGUGGCCAAGGUAUUGCAGGUGUGAUUGUGGCUGUAUCAUCAAUCCUAAGCGCACUCGCUGGCAAUACAAGCGAGACUCCUGACGAAUCAUCCAUCAGUCGAUCUGCAUUUUUGUACUUUCUAUCCGCUUUCUUGAUCACAGCAGCCGCAUUGGUAGGUCGCAUCGUCGUUGUUCGCCUACCAUUCUAUCGCCGUCAAAUGAGCGCUCGGAAUGAAGUGCUCCGCGUAGAGGAAGACGUCUUGGAGGAACAACACCAUCCCCUAGACAGAGAGCCUAUCAGCAUCAUGUCGAUUGUUCGCAAAUCGAGUGGAUUGAUCUUUACAGUUGGAUACAUCUUUAUCAUCACACUCAUGCUGUUCCCCUCAAUUACAGCAUUGAUCAAGUCAGUCAGGAGGCCCGAGAGCAACGUUUCAAAGAAAGGAGGCCGCUUUUUCGAUGAUGACAUCUUUGUGGCGUUCCACUUUCUACUGUUCAAUGUAGGCGACUGGGUGGGUCGGAUGAUGCCAGUAUCCAGCAUGUUCCAGAUAUUCCAGGUCAAGUAUCUUGUGCUGUUGAGUAUACUGCGUUCAGUGUUUAUUCCACUCUUUUUGGUGUGCAACGUAAUUGUGUCGGAACAACGUCGACUGUUGGUGCUCAUCAACAGCGAUUUUGUUUACUUUAUUCUGAUCUGGAUAUUUGCUGUCAGUAAUGGAUGGAUCUGUAGUUUGGCUAUGAUGGCGGCACCACAGCUCGAAUCGAUCAAGUCAGCACACGAAAAGUCUCUUGUUGGCAGUGUGAUGAGCUUCUCGCUUGUGCUGGGAUUAGCUAUUGGUGGAUCACUGAGUUUUAUCGCUAGAUGGAUGGUCUGA
Messenger RNA from Mucor velutinosus, 1371 nucleotides. Its product is annotated as Endoribonuclease L-PSP. Gene Ontology annotation, molecular function: nicotinamide riboside transmembrane transporter activity; nucleobase transmembrane transporter activity. NCBI's taxonomy places the organism in Eukaryota, Fungi, Mucoromycota, Mucoromycetes, Mucorales, Mucoraceae. The transcript is spliced from 5 exons. Bases 1 to 1371 code for a protein of 456 amino acids. The record is from RefSeq and is a predicted model, not a curated record. Gene Ontology annotation, biological process: nucleoside transmembrane transport. Gene Ontology annotation, cellular component: fungal-type vacuole membrane.